Aspergillus bombycis is the source of this 777-nucleotide messenger RNA. RefSeq lists its product as uncharacterized. The coding region runs from base 1 to 777 and encodes 258 amino acids. The record is from RefSeq and is a predicted model, not a curated record. NCBI's taxonomy places the organism in Eukaryota, Fungi, Ascomycota, Eurotiomycetes, Eurotiales, Aspergillaceae. The transcript has a single exon.
AUGGAGAGAAGGCACAGUGCUGAAGGCCUUGAAGUCGCGCGAUUCGAAGGCCUGGAAUACAAUGGAGACGCCGCCGGUCUCCAGUAUGUACCUCCGGGAAUGGCGCGCAAUGGCGCAGCAAAUGGUCCACAUGUGAUCGAGUCUCUCCCGGAAAAGGGGAGUCCGCAGCGCAGAAUUUGCGGCCUACCGAGAACUGGUUUCUGGAUACUACUCGCGUUAACAACAGCCUUCAUUAUCGGCGGCGCGAUUGGUGGAGGAGUGGGCGGUUCAAUAGCAGCCAAAAAGGGCAGCAGCCCACAGCCACCACCCGCGUCAACGACAGCUUUCACAACUUCAUCUACUCCUGUUACAUCUGCUACCAGUACUCACUCGGAGCGGUCGGUAACGGCUUCGACAACUUCUUCUGCUCCGGUUACCUCUGGCACAAGUGGCAUCGCCGCUAACCCGUGCCCUGGGAUCAAUCAAACUGUAGUGACGGGGUCCACUGGCUCUGCGUUUACUGUUCUGUGUGGUGUUGAUUGGCCCAGGGGCAUCCAGGCCAUGAAUGGCAAGGGAAAAGUGAGUGAUAUUGGUCGUGCGACUGUAUACUCUAUACAGGAAUGCAUCAACACCUGCGUCGGUUCGCACAAGGACGAUUGCAAAGGUGUAACGUAUUCGGCCAAUUUGACAUCCUCAUUUGACGGUGGGCAGGAUGGAAACUGUUUCUUCAAAGACCAAGCUGGUAUCUACUUCCCAGGGGGUGAUACGAUCAUAUCUGCAGGAAUCAUUGGGGGUUAG